Molecule: messenger RNA, 822 nt
Organism: Coprinopsis cinerea okayama7#130
Lineage: Eukaryota; Fungi; Basidiomycota; Agaricomycetes; Agaricales; Psathyrellaceae
Exons: 3
Coding region: 1-822 (273 amino acids)
Source: RefSeq, a predicted model, not a curated record
AUGCCUCCCAGAAAGUUCAUCGAACGUGCUGAACUCCUCGAAGACGCCACCUACAAUGACACCCAACCAAACCUUACGGGGUUUUGCUACUCGUGUAUCAUCGAGGAUAAUGACCCUAAUGUUCUGUAUACCGGAAAUUGGGUGAUGAACUCGACCUCCUUUGGAACCAUUCAUAUCACAACCGAACCCGGGUCCACGAUCCAACUGCAAUUCAACGGAUCAUGGAUUAUGGCCUUUGGGACUAUCCCUGCCUCUUUACCCCUAGAGGCAGCUGGACCUUCGUCCUCAAAACGGCCGACAAAUGCACGUUACACGCUCGACUCUUUCGAACCCGUCAAUUCAUCCGUUCCCAUCACAGAUACUUUCGUUCCUAUACAACCUUUCUUCUCUGCAAACGGACUUGGAUUGGAGGAGCACAACCUGACCAUCGAAGUCCUCGAAGCUGAUGCAGAGACCCCCUAUAUCUUCCAACAUUUCUUCGUCGUCCCACAUCUCCGCGACGGCCUUAUCCCAGGUUUCCCUUCGCCCCCAGACCAGGCUGAAGGAAUUCCUACGCCGUCUCCAACGGGGCCAUCGCUGGACGACCUUCCCCUCGCGGAGCGGGUGGAAAUUCCAUCGAUGAAGCCGAUGAUCAUCAUCCUCAGCGUGUUUGGGUCGGUCGUCACGAUUCUCUUCGUGGUUACCCUCACCCUUUGCUGUAUCCAUCGGAAGCGAAUGGCAGACAGACUGUCUUCCAACGCGAUUUCUAAAUUCUGGUCCUACGCUCCUCGCUCGAAUCAGAACACUGGUGCCAUAGAACCGCCGAAGGACUCGAAGGACUGA